AUGGCUCCAGGCUCAUCUGCCUCAAGUUCAAAAGAAGAAGAAACCAACAAGUUUCCUCUCUCAGCAGAAUCGAUUUCUGAACAGGAGGAUGGUAGAAAGACCGAGAAAGAAGCAACAGCGAAGAAACUCAAAAGAAACUCAAAGGGGAGUAACGAAGUGAUUGCAAAGGAACUCAAAGCUAGUGACAGUGAUGAAGGGAUCACAAAGAAACUAGAGGUACUGGAGUCUUAUUUCGGGACGGAUGGCAAGGAAACUGAGAUGAAGAAGUAUUUCAUCUUAGGAUUGAAUUCGUUAGAGGGAUCGAAAAAGAAAGAGAUGAUAAAGGAAAUAUUUGUAGAUCCAAGAAAGGUUGAGGCCGUGUUAAAAUGGGAAAGGCCUACCAACGUGAUAGAAAUCCGGAGUUUCUUGGGUCUUGCUGGAUAUUACCGAAGGUUUAUUGAAGGAUUCUCCACCAUAGCAUCACCUUUAACUAAGCUGACCCGCAAGGAAGUUCGGUUUGUUUGGUCGGAAGAGUGUGAAGCAAGCUUUCAAGAACUGAAGGAGAGACUCACUUCUGCUCCUGUGUUGGCCCUUCCAUCAGGGACAAAAGGGUUUGUGAAGACUGAUUCGGUGGAUAAGCUGGCAAAAUUGUAUGUAAAUGAAGUAAUCAGACUUCACGGAGUGCCGGUUUCAAUUAUAUCGGAUCGGGAUCCAAGGUUCACAUCAAGAUUGUGGCCUAGCUUACAAAGGGCAAUGGGGACAAAGUUGAAUCUGAGCACGACAUUUCAUCCUCAGACGGAUGGUCAAUCUGAAAGGACCAUCCAAACUCUUGAGGAUCUCUUGAGGUCAUGUGUGCUGGAGUUUGGAGGGAAUUGGGAGGAUCUCCUACCAUUGGAGAAAGGAAGCUUUUGGGACCCUGAGAUGGUGCAACUGACAAAUGACAAGGUGAGGGUGAUCAAAAAGAGAAUGAAGGAAGCCCAGGAUAGACAAAAAAGUUACGCAGAUCAGCCGAAGAAGGCCAGUUGGAAUUCCAAGUAG
Molecule: messenger RNA, 1017 nt
Organism: Populus trichocarpa (black cottonwood)
Lineage: Eukaryota; Viridiplantae; Streptophyta; Magnoliopsida; Malpighiales; Salicaceae
Exons: 4
Coding region: 1-1017 (338 amino acids)
Biological process (GO): DNA integration
Molecular function (GO): nucleic acid binding
Source: RefSeq, a predicted model, not a curated record